Oncorhynchus nerka (sockeye salmon) is the source of this 1831-nucleotide messenger RNA. RefSeq lists its product as uncharacterized. NCBI's taxonomy places the organism in Eukaryota, Metazoa, Chordata, Actinopteri, Salmoniformes, Salmonidae. The record is from RefSeq and is a predicted model, not a curated record. The transcript is spliced from 6 exons. Bases 439 to 1419 code for a protein of 326 amino acids.
UUUCCUCAUUCUGUGAAUCAUGAACAAAACAGCUUUGUAAUCUAAGUUCAAUGAUCAUGGAUAUGCUAUCUAUCUUCAUGGUGAUGACUCUCGUAGGAAAAUGUCAAGGUCGGUAACUAUUUUUAUCAACAGUUUAAGACUUGAAUAAUAGGGUUUGUGAGUCUACAAUCGAGGAGCUUGAUUCUAACUUUGGAAACCGUUUUCUCUCUCAAAGGGAACACUUAUCUAAAUUAUCAAGAGAAAGAGGAAGCUAUAUCCCUACAAUGUGAAGAGAGAAUUUGGCAACUUGAUCUAGAUGAAGACAAUACGGUGGAUUGCACUUUGAAUUGCAGUCUUCAUGACAAUGAGAAGAAAUGUGACCAAGAUCCGAAGUGCAAUAAUACAACAUUUACAUUAGAAACAAAAACCUGCAAAAACAGUAUCAAACAAUGUUUAAAUAUGAAAUUGGAGAAAAACGUCACUGGAUUCUUUGCAUGUUUUCAUACCUUUCCAUCAAAUGACCAACACUUAUUCCCCUUUAAACCUUCAAAAGAUCAGGUGGAAUCAUUUAUUGUGGCAUUUGUUGAACCAAAGAUGGUGAUAUGCUACCCUGGUGUGGAAACUAAAACGUCUGUUACCAAACAGCAUGGAGAAUCAGUCAACCUUGCAUGUAAUUUCACAGUAGCCAAAGAUUACUCUAGCUUUCCAUUUUCAGUGUAUUGGAUCAAAACCAUCAGUGGCAACAGUAGCAUCUGUCUUUAUUCUUAUUCUUAUGAUAGUGAUGUACAAUUAUAUGACCACCAUUGUCUCAUUGAUGAGGCCCUGCUGAAACGAAGGUCAAAUACUUCAUCUAUUCCCCUAACAAGCCCUAUCUUUCAUAACCUUAAGAUCAGCAAUGCCACAUAUUCAGACAGUGGACAGUAUGUUUGUGCCGUACAGGUGCUUAAGAAUAGAAAAGGGCACUGGAAGGUAAUAACUAAUGUCACAGUCACUGUGAAUGGAGAAUUCAACAACCACCCCAACAGGAAUGACACAGCCCUGUUAUAUACUCCUGGGGAUCCUUACAUACCACUGUAUGUAGUGGGAGCCUUGUUCUUCUCCUGCCUGUUUGUUACUGCCAUUGUCAUUGUCAUGCUGAAAAAUACCAAGAUUUCACAAGCAGAAUCUCACACUCUGAGAAUGAAAAGAGAACAAGAUGGAGAGGAGACAAUUAACUCAGACUGCUCCCCAUAUGUUGAGGGCAGAGGAGAGGAUGAGGGGCUCUUCUCACUUCUGAAGCUGACUGAAGUGAGAGAUCCUGCUGCUGUUGCUGUCGAGCCCUAUUCUGUAGUCAUGCUCAAUACUGAGUAUGAGGCCUUUGACCCCCAGGCCACUCAGACAUCAUCCACCUACCCUCUCAGGAUUGGAGCUCAGGAUUGGAGCGAAAGUAUGAGUUACUAGCAGCCAAUAGUUACUCAUAUGAUGUAGAAAAGUGAGCUAAAGAUAAUGUCUUUCAUAUUGGGUUUAGACAAGGAUUUGGGCGGGGCUGCCAGGGGUUUGUUUGGGAUGGCCGGUGGGAGGGGUUGAGUGUUGGUUAAAAAAACAUUUGUGAUUCUUAUUGAUUGUACAGGUUAUGUGACUCAAUAAAAAACUUAGCUCACAAAAAUUAAGUUAAAUUAAAGAGAAAAUGAGAAUUUACUUUCUUUUUUAAUUUAAUGUUUUUGUGUUCAUUCAUGCUCUACUGAACAUUUCCACUAGAUGGCGUUAGUGCUCAGUCCUACAGUUGUGCUUACUGUUUCUCUGAUAUUGUGUAACAUGUGUGAUUACCUAAUUAUUUUGUAACAUUGAAUAAACAUUGCAGAAAUAAAAUGUA